Molecule: messenger RNA, 1032 nt
Organism: Glycine soja
Lineage: Eukaryota; Viridiplantae; Streptophyta; Magnoliopsida; Fabales; Fabaceae
Exons: 6
Coding region: 151-1032 (293 amino acids)
Biological process (GO): positive regulation of transcription by RNA polymerase II
Cellular component (GO): mediator complex; transcription regulator complex
Source: RefSeq, a predicted model, not a curated record
CUAAUCGAAGGCACUGAUCUCAUCACCGACCAUGGAAAGGGUCAACUUACUGUUCUAUUGUCUAGAAAUUUUAAGGAGGCACAAUGUAUCCAUUCUAGGACGACAUUGGAAGAGGACCCUUUAACACGGCUUUUAGAACAAGAGCAACCAAUGCCUUUAGAUGAAAUUCUUGGACAAGUGUUUAGGUCAUCCACUUCCACAUCUAGAGAAGGGUCAUUGCCUCAAAAUGCAUGGUCAACUGAAGUUGGUGCUUCUUCAUUUGGUUUCCCUAAUACACUAGGAAACUCCCUCAAUCAAUUUCAACCACCAAGCUUCCCAAUAUUGUAUCCUUAUGAUAAUGUUAGUGAUGGUGUUGGUCCUAGUGCAAGUGCUGGUUCUAGUGUUGAUGUUCGUGCUAGUGCUGCUGCUCUUGUUGCUGUUGGUGCUGCUAGUUCUGGUGCUAUUGCUGAUGCUGGUGUUGUUGCUUGUGCCAAUGUCGGUGCUAGUCCUUAUUAUGGUAGUUAUCAUCAACAAUUUCCAAGUCAUCAUCGUUUUGAAAUGAGUGAGAUAAAUCCGAUAGGAACAUCUUCAACGGGAGCAAACCCUUGGGGUUCUCCAGUGCCAAUGAUGCCUGAAUAUAAUGAGGCAUUUCUUUGGCCGGAACCACCAACGAAUUUUGAAGACUAUGUGCAGGCUUGGGAGGGAUGUUUGGUUGGAAGAAUUCACUCUAGUAUAUCCCUUAAUCAAGCAAAGACCUUGAGGAGACUAACAUCAUCUAUCACGCUUACGUAUCAGUGGCCGAGUAGAUUGGAAAUUGUCCUCUUCUUACCCAAAACGGCUGUAAGCUAUACCACAAGGUUUUAUAAUGGACGCAUUGAUCAUGUGUUCUUCCAAGUAAAUCAAUGCAACAAUCUUCAUUUGUAUCAACAUCUCAUGACCAACAAUUUGGAGCGAAAGCAUCUCCAAGACAUGGAAAAAGGUUCAAAGAGCUGCUAUAAGAUAGAUGGGCAUGAAAUAAGAGAAAAGAGAAACAAACCAAUGAUACAUGUGUGA